AUGAUCGCAAUGCCUGAGUUCAGCAUGGUUUACGACUGCAUGUCUGGCGUGCAGGGCCCGUACGCCAAGAAGAUCGUGGAGGGAGAGCUCGGUGCCAAGCCCGGUUCGGCCACCAACGCGGAGCCGAAGGAGGACUUCGGCGGCCCGGAGUCGGCGUGGCACGGCCACGCGGACCCGAACCUGACGUACGCAGUGGAGCUGGUGGCCACCAUGGGGCUCGACAAGGGUGGCAACAAGAUCAGCACGCCCUCCCCACCCCCGACAUUUGGCUGCGCGGCGGACGGCGACGCCGACCGCAACAUGAUCUUGGGCUCCCAGUUCUUCGUCUCGCCCUCGGACUCGCUGGCGAUGAUCGUGGCCAACUCUGACCUCAUCCCCCAGUUCAAGGCUGGCCUGAAGGGGUGCGCCCGAUCUAUGCCGACCUCCGGGGCCGUCGACCUCGUGGCGAAGAAGAAGGGCAUCGAUUGCUUCGAGGUGCCUACAGGCUGGAAGUUCUUCGGCAACCUCAUGGACAGCGGGACGCACUACUUCCCCGAUAAGAAGACCUACACCCCCUUCAUCUGCGGAGAGGAAUCCUUCGGCACGGGCGCUGACCACGUCCGGGAGAAGGACGGCAUGUGGGCCGUGCUGGCGUGGCUGCAGAUCCUUGCCGCCAAGACUCAGAAGGAGGGCAAGCUCGUCACCGUCCAGGACGUGGCCGAGGCACACUGGAAGGAGUUCGGGCGGAACUAUCCAGCACUUCAGACGCCACACUGUGCUGGUGGUGCGGUGGCGGACUACGCCCGUUAUGACUACGAGGGCGUGGACAAGGCCAAGGCCGAAGAGAUGAUGAAGAUCAUGGGCGACAAGGCUGGCACUCUGGUCGGCACGGAGAUCGGUGCCACCGUGCGCCUCUACCUGGAGAAGUACGAGGGUCCAGCUGGCGACCUUGGCAAGCACCAGUUCGACGUCGUGAAGCCGCUGGCCGAUAUCGCGCUGGAGCUCUCCAAGCUGCAGGAGUUCACGGGAUGCAACCAGCUGGAUUUCGGACUCCCGUGCCCACUGCAGUUUUCUGCGAGCCAGAGCAGCUCCCAGCAUCCAGCAGCUCCCGAGACCCCGGAGCUGCGGUGUGCCCUGCCGCACGGCCUGAGCAAUGCUGUCGCGCAAGGGGCCCCACGGCCCGGACCGAUGGAGGCGCUGGGCGAGCAGCUCUACGGCAUCGUCGUGCAGAUCUACCCGGAGCUGGCGCCCAAGCUCACGGGCAUGCUGCUGCAGCUGGGGCAGGCGGAGUGCGAGGCCUGCCUGGCGUGCCAGGAGAAGCUGGCGGAGCGCCUGGACGAGGCCUUCAGGAUACUCGACGAGGCGGGCGGCGGCGCCCCGCGGCCCGCGGAGGCCGCCGCGCCGCAGGCGGCGGAGAGGCGGGUGGACCCGGAGGACGGCGAGGCGAGGACCUACCAGGAGCUCAAGAAGCUCUGCGCAGGGCAGUACUCGGCGCAGGAGGUCGACGACUACUGGAGACGCCAUGAGGCCCGCCAGCGCCCCCUCCGCGCCCGAGACGGCUGCUGGGGCGGCCGUGCCGGCGGCGCCCGGCCCGGCAGCGGCGGCGAGGCAGCCGCCGGCGUCGUGCGCGACGGACGGGGGCGUGCGGGGCCUGACGGCGUUCAUGCCCAGCUGAAGCUGACCGGGUACACGUCCCAGGCGGCGGCCUGGGCGGAGGAGCAGGGCGCAUGCAGCCUCGAGGAGCUCGUGGAGAACAUGGACGACCUCGCGGACGAGCUCGGCAUGAAGCCGCUUGAGCGGAAGCGGCUCGCCAGCGGCGCCGCCGAGGCGGCGGAGGCUGUCAGGCGCGAGUUGCAGGAGGAGAAGGCCGCCGCGGCGGCCGCGCCACCUCUGGGGUCGGCGGCCGCGGGCCGCGGCGCGGCACCGGCGCGGGCCGCGCCGCCAACCGCUGCGGCGGAGCCUGUGGAGGAGUUCCCCGCGCUCGGUGCUGCCGCUGGGGCCCGGAGGAAGCGGUAG
Messenger RNA from Prorocentrum cordatum, 1995 nucleotides. NCBI's taxonomy places the organism in Eukaryota, Dinophyceae, Prorocentrales, Prorocentraceae. The record is from the annotation of a GenBank genome assembly.